Messenger RNA from Pelagomonas calceolata, 2157 nucleotides. The record is from the annotation of a GenBank genome assembly. Lineage: Eukaryota; Pelagophyceae; Pelagomonadales; Pelagomonadaceae.
CACACACUAGCGUGCUAAGCAAGCCGCGGCUCCGCUACGCUCGCCAGUGCUUGCCAGGAGCACCGCUGGACGCAGCUGGGCACGCGACCAACGCGUCGGGCCGGCCUCGCUGAGGCUAGUCGCCGCCGCGGCAGAAAGAGGCUAACAGAGGCCCAUCGUCGCCGAGAGCCCGGGAGGCCGCCGCGCGCGCUCCCCGCCGGCCGCGCUGCUGUAAGAGGACGCCGGCGAGCAUUCGAGUAGUGUCCUAAGUGUAUUUGUCACAAAAAACACACCAUGUCCUCGUCGAUCCAGUUCCGCUUCAGUUCGUCGAAGACGUACGAAGCGGUCACCUUUUCGGGCUUGAUGAUCAAGCUGCUGGAGCUGAAACGAGCCAUCGUCGAGAAGCGCAACUUGGACAAGGGCACUAGUGAUUUUGACCUGAGAAUAAGCAACGCCCAAACCGACGAAGUGUAUGAGUCCGAUGAUGUGAUGGUCCCAAAAAAUACGUCUGUCGUGGUACGGCGCGUCCCGUGCACGGCCGAGACCGGUUUAUUAGCGAAGCUCGAGGGCGGCGCUCGUAUUAGUACAAGAGCGGCGCGGGCCAUUGAAGUGCAAGCGCGCCCGCAAAAGGUCGAGACGGCAGCUGUCUUGAAUUCUGUGGGCGACACGCUGAAGGAGUUCACGCCGGCCGUGCCGCAGGGGCGAGGAAGGGGUCGAGGCGGUCCCGGCGGGCCCGGCGGCUUCCUCGCGACGCAUCCGCCCGGUUCGUAUGUGUGUCAUCGGUGUGGAAAACCGGGCCACUUCAUCAGAGAAUGCCCCGAGAACGGCAACGCGGCCUUCGACAACGCGCCGCGCGUGAGACAUGGGGUCCCGGGCAUGCCCCGCACGUUCUGGAAAGCUGUUGCGGAAGAUGCGAUUGAUGAUGGCGGGUCGACAUUAGCUCGCACACCGGAAGGGACAGUCGUCGCUAUCGUUCCUCAGGAGGAGCAGUUUAGACGACUGCAGGGCCGGAUGGGCGGCAACACGGCGGCACAGCUGUCGGAGGACGAUAAAAGGCGCAUGGUCUCCGAGGCGCCGAGUCAUUACGUCUGUCGGUGCUGUAGAGGAUUGUUGCGAGAUGCCGUACUGUUACCGUGCUGUGGAGAAUCCGCGUGCGACGGGUGCGCGCGGCGGCACAUCGCCGAGAGCGGCGGGCGGUGCCCGCUCUGUCGGGCGGCGUCGCCCGCCGAUAGGUUGGUGGCGAACCGAUCUCUGAGAGCGGCCGUCGCGACGUAUCAGGCGGAAUGGGGCAAACGAGAGCGGGACAACCUCGCGCAGCAGCGCGACCUGGCCCUCAUCCAGCAGCAGACGCAGAGCGACGCGCUGGCGCCGCGCCAGGUCUCGGGCGUCGACGCCGAGUUGGAUUUAGGUGGUGCGGCGGCGGCGCCGCCGGCGGCGGCCCCGGCGGCCGACGACGACGACGACUUCGGCGGCGACGUCUUCAACCCGGCGGCGCCGACGCCGGCGCCCGAGGCGCCCGUGCAAGCGCCGGCCGCGGCGCCGGCGGCCGCGGCGCCGGCCGCGGCCGCGGCCGCGCCGCCGCCGGCCGCGGCGCCGGCGCCGGCGCCGGCGCGCGCGUCGCCGCCCGCGGUGCCGCAGUACGGCGGCGCGCCCUACGGCUACCCGCCCAACGGCUGGCCGCCGCGCGGCGCGCCGCCGCCCCAGGCCUGGGGCCCGCCGCGGGGCCCGCCCAUGGGCUACGGCCAGGCGCCCUGGGGCCCGCCGGGGGGCAUGCCCUACGGCCAGCCGCCCAUGGGCUACGGCCAGUACGGCGCGCCGCGCCCGAUGUACGGCCAGCCCUGGGGCGCGCCGCCGCCCGGCGCGUUCCCUCCGCGGGGCUUCCCCGGGGCCGCGGUACCCGCCGCGGCGCCGGCGCCGGCUCCUUCGAAGGGCCGGUCGCGGUCGCGCGACCGCCAGCGGCGCCGCCGCCGGCGCGACUCGUCGUCGUCGUCCGACGGCUCGCGCUCGCGCUCGCGCGACCGCAAGCCCGGCGGCGGCCUCGCGGCCCAGGCGGCCGCGGCCGCCAAGUCGGCCGGCGGCGGCACCGUCGAGGUCGACGUCACGCAAGGCCGGGAGAAAAAGCGCCGCAAGAGAGGUGGCCGCAAGAACCGCGGGAGAAGACGGAAGGGUUCGGGCUGA